CGCUGCUGCUGCUGCUGCUGCUGCAUUUGUCUGCUUUCCCAGGCGCUCGCGGAUCUUUGUGGUUAUCUUCGGCCGGGGCCGCGAAUGUGAAUGUGUCAGCGGCGGCAGCGGCAGCCGGGGACUGAUUAGCUGGGAUCGGCGUGGGUGGGAGGGUGCGGGAGAGAGCAGGAGGACCACGCGCGCCCGGGGCCACGCGUGUGUCGGCUCCCGCCGUUUGCUAACCGAGCUUGGGCGUGGAGGAUGGUGCACCAUGCCGAGAGGAUCCCGGCGCCUUAACGCUGCCUCCCGAAGAAAAGAGGUCCGGGUCGUGCACGGGAGGAGGGAGAACCGCAGGCGAAAGCAUGAAGGUGGAAGGAGGCAGGCUCCACUUUGAGCGCUGCUAGAGGGAGACCUCGGUCUUCGGCCAGCACGUUCGCCUCUCUCCUCUCUCGGGCGGGCCGAAGGGGGGCUACGGGUGGGCGGCGGAGGAGGUGGGAUAGGGAGGGGGAUAACGGGGAGAGAGAGAGAGGGAGAAGGCUAGAGAGCGAGGGGAGGGUCAGUGCAGUGCGUUUCUGAUCUCAUCCACGGACGAGAAGGGGGGCUGGAGGAGAACCCCCCCCCCCCAACUCCGAAAAGCGGCUCACCAUGGGGAAUGCAGGGAGCAUGGAUUCUCAGCAGACUGAUUUCAGGGCGCACAACAUGCCUUUGAAGCUGCCAAUGCCCGAGCCAGGUGAACUGGAGGAGAGAUUUGCGGUGGUCUUGAAUGCAAUGAACCUACCUCCUGACAAAGCCAGAUUGCUGCGCCAAUAUGACAAUGAAAAGAAAUGGGAGCUGAUUUGUGAUCAGGAAAGAUUUCAAGUAAAGAAUCCUCCUCACACAUACAUCCAGAAGCUAAAAGGCUAUCUGGAUCCAGCAGUAACCAGAAAGAAAUUUAGGAGACGAGUGCAAGAAUCUACACAAGUGCUAAGAGAACUGGAAAUUUCUUUAAGAACAAAUCAUAUUGGAUGGGUCAGAGAGUUUUUGAAUGAAGAAAACAAAGGUCUUGAUGUUCUGGUGGAAUAUUUGUCAUUUGCACAGUACGCAGUAACAUUUGACUUCGAAAGUUUGGAGAACAAUGUGGAAAACUCAGUGGACAAGUCAAAACCAUGGAGCAGGUCCAUUGAAGAUCUGCACAGAGGAAGCAAUUUACCUUCACCUGUUGGAAAUAGCAUCUCUCGCUCUGGAAGACACUCGACCCUACGCUAUAAUACUUUGCCAAGCAGAAGAACUCUGAAAAAUUCAAGAUUAGUGAGUAAAAAAGAUGAUGUUCACGUGUGUAUCAUGUGUUUACGUGCCAUCAUGAAUUACCAGUAUGGCUUCAAUAUGGUCAUGUCACAUCCACACGCUGUUAAUGAAAUUGCACUAAGUUUGAACAACAAAAACCCCAGAACGAAAGCCCUUGUGUUAGAACUGUUGGCGGCUGUUUGUCUUGUAAGAGGAGGGCAUGAAAUCAUUUUAUCAGCAUUUGAUAACUUUAAAGAGGUUUGUGGAGAAAAACAGCGCUUUGAGAAGUUGAUGGAACAUUUCAGAAAUGAAGAUAACAACAUAGAUUUUAUGGUGGCAUCUAUGCAGUUCAUUAACAUUGUAGUCCAUUCAGUUGAAGACAUGAAUUUCAGAGUUCAUCUCCAGUAUGAAUUUACCAAAUUAGGCCUCGAUGAAUACUUGGAUAAGCUGAAACACACAGAAAGUGACAAGCUGCAAGUGCAGAUUCAGGCUUACCUGGAUAAUGUAUUUGAUGUGGGAGCUUUGCUGGAAGAUGCAGAAACCAAGAAUGCAGCCUUGGAAAGGGUUGAAGAACUGGAAGAAAACAUUUCUCAUUUGUCUGAAAAGUUGCAAGACACAGAGAAUGAAGCCAUGGCCAAGAUCGUGGAACUGGAAAAACAGCUCAUGCAGAGGAACAAGGAGCUGGAUGUCGUCCGAGAAAUCUAUAAAGAUGCAAACACUCAAGUUCACACAUUGAGAAAAAUGGUGAAAGAAAAAGAAGAAGCCAUUCAAAGACAGUCUACUCUGGAAAAAAAGAUUCAUGAACUGGAGAAACAAGGAACCAUUAAAAUCCAGAAGAAAGGAGAUGGGGACAUUUCCAUUCUGCCAGUUGUGGCCUCUGGAACAUUGCCAGCAGGGUCAGAGGCAUCAGCUAACGCAAAUGCCUGUGUGGGACAAGUCUCUGGCUCUCCUUCCUCAGUACCAUCGCCUCCACCUCCCCCACCAUUACCUCCCUCUCCAGCAACAUCAGAAACAGUACAAAAUGGCCCAGUGACAGCCUCUGUGCCGCCACCCCCUCCUCCGCCUCCCCCACCUCCUCCCCCACCUCCUCUCCCAGGACCAGCUGCUGAUACUCCACCAGCUCCUCUGCCACCCCCGCCUCCUCCAUCGGCGCCCCCGCUGCCCGGCACAUCUUCCCCCACGGUGGUUUUCAACUCAGGAUUAGCAGAUGGGCCAAUCAAGCUUUUCUCUGUGAAAAUCAAGAAGCCAAUCAAGACAAAGUUCCGCAUGCCUGUUUUUAAUUGGGUUGCUCUGAAACCCAAUCAGAUUAAUGGGACGGUCUUCAAUGAAAUUGAUGAUGAAAGAAUCUUGGAGGAUUUAAAUGUGGAUGAAUUUGAGGAAAUAUUCAAGACAAAAGCCCAGGGUCCUGCUAUUGAUCUUACUUCAAGCAAACAGAAGAUAACUCAGAAAGGAUCAAACAAAGUAACAUUACUAGAAGCAAAUCGGGCCAAAAAUCUUGCCAUUACCUUAAGAAAAGCUGGAAAGACGGCAGAUGAGAUAUGCAAAGCAAUUCAUAUAUUUGACUUGAAGACCUUGCCAGUAGAUUUCGUGGAAUGUUUGAUGAGGUUCCUGCCAACUGAAAAUGAAGUGAAAGUGUUGCGGCUUUAUGAGAGGGAAAGGAAACCUCUGGAGAACUUGUCUGAUGAGGAUCGAUUCAUGAUGCAAUUCAGCAAAAUUGAAAGGCUCAUGCAGAAGAUGACCAUCAUGGCCUUCAUUGGGAACUUCUCUGAAAGUAUACAGAUGCUCACACCUCAACUACAUGCAAUAAUAGCAGCAUCUGUCUCAAUAAAGUCAUCCCAAAAACUCAAGAAAAUUCUGGAGAUUAUCUUGGCUCUUGGUAACUAUAUGAAUAGCAGUAAACGGGGAGCAGUUUAUGGAUUUAAACUUCAGAGUUUAGAUCUGCUCCUGGACACCAAGUCAACAGACAGAAAGCAAACCCUGUUGCACUAUAUAUCCAAUGUUGUAAGAGAGAAGUAUCAUCAAGUGUCCCUCUUUUAUAAUGAACUUCAUUAUGUGGAGAAAGCUGCUGCAGUGUCUCUGGAGAAUGUCCUUCUGGAUGUCAAAGAGCUCCAGAGAGGCAUGGACUUGACCAAGCGAGAGUACACAAUGCAUGACCACAAUGUGAUGCUGAAAGAAUUUAUCCAUAAUAAUGAAGGGAAGCUCAAGAAGCUACAAGAUGACGCCAAGAUUGCACAGGAUGCUUUUGAUGAUGCUGUAAAAUAUUUUGGAGAAAAUCCUAAGACGACGCCACCCUCUGUCUUCUUCCCAGUCUUUGUGCGGUUUGUUAAAGCUUAUAAGCAAGCUGAGGAAGAGAAUGAGCUGAGGAAAAAGCAGGAGCAGGCUCUCAUGGAAAAGCUCUUGGAACAGGAAGCACUAAUGGAACAACAGGAUCCAAAGUCUCCUUCUCAUAAAACCAAGAGGCAACAGCAGGAGUUAAUUGCAGAAUUAAGAAGGCGGCAAGUGAAGGAUAACAGACAUGUGUAUGAGGGGAAAGAUGGUGCUAUUGAGGAUAUUAUUACAGUGCUGAAGACUGUGCCCUUUACAGCUCGUACGGCCAAGCGUGGCUCUCGGUUUUUCUGCGAACCUGUUCUCACUGAGGAAUUCCAUUACUAAACUAUUACUUUUUCACAUCUGAUGCUCUUAAAAGAUCUUAGAAACCAGCCGUACAGACGAGCCGAUGCGGUGAGGAGAAGUGUCCGGCGACGCUUUGAUGAUCAGAACUUGCGCCCUGUUAAUGGUGCUGAGAUAGCCAUGUGAGCCAGACCUGCCUGCAUGUGUAAAGUGGAGGGUGUACUUCAAUGAUAACCAUGUCUGUGGGAACUCUUCCUGCUACCAUUUAAUGCAGCCUUGAAUACAGUUAUAUUCUGAAGGGCCAAAAGGCCUAAAAAUUGCAUAGGAACUUUAAAAAUAAAAUAAAAAAGAUGGGCUCUCCAUUCAACCAUAGUUAACAAGUGCCUAAGAUGAAAGUACCUGCUCAAAUUAAUCAAAGCAAUAGGACUUGAUUUGAUUGGGUAUCUUUUUACACCAAUAUAUUAUUCAGUGUUUUUAACCAAAAUGUAAAUGUCAUGUUAUCUUCUUUUCUGUUACUUGCAACUUAAUGAUUGUCUUAUGGCCCACCUUGGUUUUUUGACAGGUUGUAAAUAACAAAUACUCGGGUGAGAUCUGCUCUGGAUCCCUUUUGACUUUUACAUGUCUCUUUGCUGUCUAAUAAGCAAUUUAUUUUGAGCUUCAAAUAGCACUUCUUUCUAGGUUGCAUCUCAGAAAGUUUGUUGUUGUGUGAGGAAAGCCGUUUUCGGAGACUGUUCCUUCCAGUCACAGCCAAACUCUGGCAAAGUCUAAAGAGGAUGUGAUGACAUGUAAUUUCAUUAACACACAAAGUCACCCAAUCCGUCUUCAUUUUUACAUAUGACUUUUUCUGUGCAAUGCCCUAUGAGGGAUGGUUUGAAGGGUAAGACUGCAAUGCUAUACAAAAUUAUGGGAAUAUCAUGCAAGACAUUUAUGAUUCUAUGUUCUUCAGAGAGAGGCAGCUUAUAGGUAAUACAAAGUAUAUUUAUUAAUUAGCAUCAAGCUAUUAACAUCUCAGUUAUCAGUAUUAAGAUCUCCAAGAACCAUUGAGGUUCAGUUCUAAGCACAGUGAACAGUCAUGUGCCUUGUCAGAAAGAAGUUUGCUCGGCCGCUUGACGAGCAUUCAGAUUGCAUCUUCCACCUGCAGAGUGCUGAGCUUGUUCUCCUUUGACAAUCGCAUUUGAGGGUUGGUUGGUUGUUUUUUUUAAUGACAGUGAGGGGUGCAUUUGACCACUGGAUGUAGAGAAAUUCCAAAACCCAGUUUGAUGCUCCCUUCCCCGGAUAUUUUAGGGGAAAUUGGGAAUUGAUUUGUUAGGAUCACGUGUAUUUGGAUGAAGCAAGGAAAAGACAUGCAAAAUGAGAAUAGGAGGCAAGCCAGGCUCACUCUGCAGGUACAGGGCAAGCCAUUGUGCUUUACGUGGGCACUUGGGCAGGGCACUUGAUUUAGUCACAAGUCAAAACAUGGACUGAAGAUAAAAUUGUCAUUUUGGAAGAUAAAUUCUGCUUCUGGCUUACCUUUCUUGGUAGCAUUUCAUCAAUAUGUUAAUUGUAAAAUUUAUUGUAUAGUAUUUAACCACUGAAUUCCUUUUAUGUUGUGCUUAAGUGAAUCCCUGGUGAAGGUCUCAUUUUCCUUGGAUGAUGUGUAGUUAUAUGAUAAUCUGUUUUUAAAUGUACAGAUAUUUUGCUACAAAAUUGGUGCCAUUUUUUAUGGUUUUUACACCUCUUUAAUUCCCACUUUAGUCUCUGGGUAAUAUUGUAAAUAUUGUUUAAAAAAAACUGCAUUGGCCUGUGCUAUACAAUCUGAAUGUUAUUUUAACUUAUAGUUUGUUUUUUAUAUUUAACUACAAGGACAGUUGAGGGAUCAAAGUUGUUACUUUUUUUUUUUUUUUUUGCUUACUUACAGAAAGUUUCAUUUCAGACUGCCACUGUUAGCACAUCUCCAGAAAUAAGUUCUUUACAUGCUUUCAAAAGAACAUGCCAAGAUUGUGUAUCUGCUGACACUGAUUGGACACUAUACCUAAAGAAGCAAUGAUUUUAGCAAUGAAGUGGAAUCUAAAUUUUUGGCAUAUAUUCAAAUACACAAGUUUUAGAGCUUAGUGCUAACAAACAUACAAAUAAAUUUUCAUACAUGUAUUUAUUAUUCUACAAUUAGAAUGGACCAUAAUGUUGGCAUGUUCUUUUUUUGUUUUUUGUUGUAAUGGGCCUGCUUCUUAGCAAUAUUAGAAGUGUUUUAUAAAGCAGUUCAUGUUACUUUUCUGGUCUGUUCAUGGCAUAUGAGCAAAUAAACUAUUUACACUACUAUA
Messenger RNA from Sarcophilus harrisii (Tasmanian devil), 6149 nucleotides. RefSeq names its product formin like 2 (gene FMNL2). Gene Ontology annotation, biological process: cortical actin cytoskeleton organization; cell migration; regulation of cell shape. The record is from RefSeq and is a predicted model, not a curated record. Lineage: Eukaryota; Metazoa; Chordata; Mammalia; Dasyuromorphia; Dasyuridae. Gene Ontology annotation, molecular function: actin filament binding; small GTPase binding. Gene Ontology annotation, cellular component: cytosol. Bases 625 to 3894 code for a protein of 1089 amino acids. The transcript has 28 exons.